This is a messenger RNA of Aspergillus ochraceoroseus IBT 24754, 3276 nucleotides long. RefSeq names its product ion transporter. The transcript is spliced from 2 exons. NCBI's taxonomy places the organism in Eukaryota, Fungi, Ascomycota, Eurotiomycetes, Eurotiales, Aspergillaceae. Bases 1 to 3276 code for a protein of 1091 amino acids. The record is from RefSeq and is a predicted model, not a curated record.
AUGCUCGCCUCUCUGCUUCGACCCAAGAAACUGCGGCGCGAGUACGCGCAGCGCUCUCAGUUCUCUCCUCCCUACAGCGCUCGCAAAUCGCUAUGGCUCUCUCUUAACGGAAAAGCGGGUGUAGACCGGCGAGCAGGGUAUGAAACACUUGAUCAACACGAGACGGACGAGGAAGAUGUGGAUGUGGAUGAGGAGGAGGAGGAGGAGGAUGACGACGACGACGCUGAUGGAGAAGACGACGACGGUCCGAUCGAGGCAACGCCUCUUCUUCCGAUCUUCUCUGCUCCUCAUCUCGAUAUCCUUCCAGUCUACGAUGUUACCCAUGCCAUUCGCUCGCUGAUCAUUUCACGCUGCGAAACCACCUUAACAUGGGACCAACUACGCUCGCCACAAAUCUCCCAAUUCUUGGUGAAGCCUAUCCAGCAGAAAAUCACGGCAUUGCAUUUCUCCAGAGCCACAUUGUAUGCUCUCAUGACCAAUUGCCUCCAGUUCAACCGGGAAGUCCAUCUGAAUCCCGGCAACAGUGGCACAAACCAGACCAGGGCCAUGGUAAGCGAACUUCUCGCUAUCAAGUUGCUAAGAGAGUACACCACCCGAGAGUUGAUUGAUGCGCUAUCCUAUGAUUUCUACCCCCUCCAGGGUCAAACGCCCACAGAAAAUGGCGCCCCCGAACGCGUCCCUGGUUGGAGCUAUGCGGCACAAUCCAAACGAUUGCGUGGGGUAGCUCGCAUCUCUUGUCUCGAAAUCGCCAUUCGUGCCCAAGCGAAACGGUUUCUCUCUCACCCCCUUGUGGUGAAACAAUUGGAGGCGAUCUGGGCAGGCACCGUUGUUUUCCAUUCAGCCGCUGAUAGUCUGCAUCGUCCAUUGGUGCAACCCCAUUCCAAUCCACGACCCUCUUACGGCGCUGCGGCUGCCAAUCGUAGCCCGUCAAUGGUAUCAGACAAAAAGACCUGGCCUGAAAUGUCUGGUUUUCGACGAUCAGUGACGCUCUAUGACCCACGAGAUGCGUCCUUAUUCAAGCUUUCCCGACUGAGGGUGCCUCGGUAUCGACAAUUUCUCUCAACCCUGUCAUUUGCCGUCCUACUGGGGCUCUUCCUAGCCGUUCUGCAUCAACGAAGCAUGGAAAUCACCCCGCUGGAAAUCGUGUUCUGGUUCUGGAGCGCUGGCUUCAUGCUGGAUGAGAUUGUCGGCUUCAACGAGCAAGGUUUCAGUCUCUACCUGAUGAGCUUCUGGAAUCUCUUUGACCUUGGAAUCUUAUUUCUUUUAUUUUGCUAUUAUUGUAUGCGGCUUUACGGUGCUCUGAUGCCCUAUGCGUACAAGGAGACGAUUGCGGAAAGAGCCUACGAUAUACUGGCGGCGAAUGCGGUUCUCUUAUUCCCUCGACUUUUCUCGGUUCUAGAUCAUUAUCGUUACUUUUCUCAACUCCUCAUUGCAUUUCGGAUUAUGGCGUCUGAUCUGGUGGCUGUCUUUCUGCUUAUCAUUAUUGCCUGCAGUGGAUUCUUUGUGGCCUUCACCUCAUCCUUCAGCAAUAACCAAGAUCAAUCCCCAAGCUCUGUGGCCUACGCCCUAUUCCAGAUGUUAAUGGGAUUCACCCCGGCUGCGUGGACCCUCUGGGACGAGUAUAACGUCUUGGGAAGGGCUAUCCUAACCAUAUUCCUCUUCAUCUGUCAUUUUGUCGUUGUCACCAUUCUUAUUACUGUCCUCACCAAUUCCUUCAUGGGCAUCGUACAAAACGCCAACCAAGAACAUCAGUUUUUAUUUGCCGUCAACACGAUUUCGAUGGUCAAAUCAGAUGCCCUUUUCUCUUAUGUCGCACCAACCAACAUUCUUGCUUGGCUAAUUACGCCUCUUCGAUACCUCAUCCCUUUCAAACAAUACGUCAAGGUCAAUCGCACGAUCAUCAAGAUCACACAUCUGCCCAUCUUGUUCACCAUCUGCCUUUAUGAGAAGACGAUCCUUGGCUCCCAGAUGAUUGAAUCCACUGACCUCAUUGACUCGCCUAUUCGAUCUGAAGUGGGAGGCGAGAACCGCGGCGCUCAUCCUCGAUUCAGAGCUUUGAGCUCCCGAGCGCCUCGCUUUGUUCGGGAGCCAUCAGUGGCUACCUAUCAAAAGGAUCGUGCCCUGGAAGAAGUAUUUCGGCGGCCUUUUCAUGGAGAUACAAAUAGAGGCCCCGUCAGAAAUAUCGCCAGCCGGAAAAGCAAUAAUAUCGUCGAUAAUUGGAUGGAAGCUAUGGAAUCGGGGCCGGUCAAUCCGCCCGAUGAACAAGACUCGGAUGAAGUGUAUCGACUGGAACGAUUGCCUAGAAGCCGUUUCCCUUUCCGGGCACGGCGUGCUCGCAGUCUGCGCAACUUUCCGGAGUUCAACCUCUCAGCUAUUACCUCUAAUCACGAAGAUCGCAUACGCCACGCCACAUCCUCCCCCGUUACCCCUCGCGACAGAAGAGGGUUCGUUACCCCUACGAUAAGAAGGAAGUUAUCACGGCAUACGGACAUCGAAGGAGAUAAUGAACUUACGAGUGGCGACAAUGAAGACGGGGCCGAGCAGCAGGAGAGUGCGGGAGAUGGUGACAGUGGUGUUCCCGCGACUACGACUCCAGGAAAGAGCACGCCGAAAUUCUACAGCUCUCGACCAUCUACAGCAAGACGCAAGUCCCGCAAGAACAGUCCAACUCGACGCCCUCAUUAUCAUUCACGAAACCCGUCUGGGGCCACCAUCUUGUACAAUCCUCUCUUAUCACCAAGUCAUGAUGAAGACACGGAUGUCACAUCGAGUUCUGCCGGUCCCAUGCCUGUGCCAGGUAUUGGCGACACUCUCGGCCCUGGCUCAUGGCAUCACGCAACCUCCAUUCUUGACGGUCUUGGUUCAGACUUGGGUGAUAACAAGGCAAUUGCCAAUGGGUUUACUGGGGAUGUGCCUUCAAGCUUUACUACGCAGAUGGCGUACGCCACAGGAGGCAUUCGACGAGGAAGAAGCCCACAAGGGAGCCAGGAUAUACUCAGCAAGCUGGUUCUGGCCCGGAUGAAUAAUAUCGAAGAAGGAUUUCGUGAAGUGAUCAAGGAGGUUAAAGACCUUCGUCGCACCGGAUCCAGCCGCAAUGAAAGCCAAGUCGAUGAGCAGCGCAGUGGCCAGCGGGAGAAGAGACGAACGGAUAAGAAAGACGGAAAGAAGAAAGCCCCUAGCUCUCGGCGAAGCAAGAUCAGCAGCGAUGGGAUGCGAGCAGGCGAGACGACUUAUGACUUGCAUGAACAGGAUAUAGAUCAACAAAAUCACGCAUAA